AUGCAGUAUGGGAAGCAGAUUGAGAAGAUUAAGAAGUCUGGCGUUGAGAUUACAGACAUGAUAUUGUCCCCUGAGAUAGCUUUCACUGGAGAUACAACUGCAGAGUAUAUGCUUGAUCCUCGUAACGCUGAUGCGUUGAGAGCCAAAGUUCUUAUUUCUGAAAAUCCUAUUGGAGGGAUUGUGUAUCAUUUGUAUCACAUUAUAGCUUCUGAGCUUGAUCUAUCUGGUAGGCAACGUUCUUGGAUGAAAGUUUUAGCAAUGAGCAUGCGCAGCCUCUUGGGCACACUCAUAUAUAUCUCAUGUGAAGGGCAAGGGGAAAGUGGCUAA
This is a messenger RNA of Microthlaspi erraticum, 327 nucleotides long. NCBI's taxonomy places the organism in Eukaryota, Viridiplantae, Streptophyta, Magnoliopsida, Brassicales, Brassicaceae. The record is from the annotation of a GenBank genome assembly.